AUGGAUCUGCAAGCAAACGCAAUCUCUUUCUGGAAUAUCGUCGACGGGCACAAUCGAGGAAGCCAGCAUACCCAUCAUGGCAUAGAUGCCAGGACCGACGCACCCCUGUGGCCUUGUCCAGUUGCUUCACUGGAGGAUCUCGAUGAUGCAGUGAAAGCUGCCCGCACAUCACUCGUGAGCUGGGCCGCGACGGAUAUAAAAGAUCGCCAACAAGCAUUACUCGCGCUUGCAGAAAGAUUAUUGGUUGAAAAGGAACUGGUCUCGGGGAUUAUCUCCAGAGAGACAGGAAAGUCUAAAUUCCUUGGUGAUCUAGAGAUAGAACACUCUAUCAAUUACUUAAGGUUCAACGCCGCUCAGUCUUUGUCCGAUGAGGUCCUGCAUGAGGAUAAUGAGGUGAAGAUCGUCAGCACACACUCCCCUAUAGGGGUUGUGGCAGCCAUCUGCCCUUGGAAUUUCCCACUCGUUCUGGCAACGGCUAAGAUAGCAGCGGCGCUCAUUAUGGGGAACUGUAUCAUUGUGAAACCAUCUCCAUUUACACCAUACAGUACGCUCAAGUUUGCGGAGAUGGCUGCUACCAUUCUUCCCUCUGGCGUCUUUCAGGCGCUCAAUGGUGAUGCCAAACUGGGUGAGUCUAUCACUCUGCAUCCAGGUAUCGACAAAAUCAGCUUUACCGGAUCAACAACGACAGGGAAGAAGAUCAUGGCGAAUGCAGCUACGACACUGAAAUCACUCACUCUUGAGCUCGGUGGAAAUGAUGCCACUGUGGUCUUCCCUGAUGUCUUGAUAGAUGAAGUUGCUCCCCAGGUUGCUGUUGCCUGCUUCUUCAAUGCGGGUCAGAUGUGUGUUGCCACAAAACGGGUAUACGUCCACGAGAGUAUCUACGAGCAGUUUAGGGAGAGCUUUGUGCAAGCUGUACGAAAUCUAAGACAAGCCCCCAGCUCUUUGAAUGUGUUCGGCCCGUUGCAGAAUAAAUUGCAAUACGAAGUGAUACGAAACUUGAUUGCGGACAGCCGCGAACAACGCCAUCAAUUUGCACUUGGAGAAGAUCAAAUUUCUCAGUCUGGACUCUUCAUCGACCCUGUAAUUAUUGAAAGACCGCCGGAUUCAGCGGCAUUGGUUCAGAAGGAACAAUUUGGUAACAAGCCCGUUCCUUUUCGUGCUUAA
Molecule: messenger RNA, 1164 nt
Organism: Talaromyces amestolkiae
Lineage: Eukaryota; Fungi; Ascomycota; Eurotiomycetes; Eurotiales; Trichocomaceae
Exons: 3
Coding region: 1-1164 (387 amino acids)
Molecular function (GO): aldehyde dehydrogenase (NAD+) activity
Source: RefSeq, a predicted model, not a curated record